CAUUCUCACCAUCAGUUAUCUCUCCAAAUUGAAAGGAACGAUCAUCAUAACAGACUCUCAAGAUGUCAUUCUUCAAGAAAGCUGCUGAGAAACUCAAAGACGCUCAAUCUGAAGCGGUGGACAAAUUUAAUCAACUCAAAAUAUCUCAUUCAUCAAAUAACGAUUCAUGUUCUUCAAAUGGACCACCACCUAUUCCACCCAGACCUACUCAUCGUCGUGAUCCCAAUACGACUGGUGCAAAAAACAAUCAAGGAAAAUUUAUCAUUAGGAACCCAAACACUGGUAAUUUGGAAGUCGAAGGUACAGGAGAGGUGAUCAAAUUUGCAAGCUUGUGUGCUCCAGAAUUGUUCGAUAACGAAGGAUUCGAGAAAGAGGAUACCAUGCGUACAAUCUCACAGUUCGGGAUUUGGCCAGUGACUAGAACCUAUACUCUGAAAGUCAAGUCUUGUAGGAUCAAUCGCGGUCACAUUAACGGAUGGGAUUGUGAACGAAAUGAUUUCAUGUACGAUGAAGAUAUGUUCAAGUCUAUUGACUAUACGAUCGCAAUGGCCGCCAAAUAUAACGUUCGAUUGAUCAUUCCGAUCAUCAAUCAAGACUUUGGAUCAGAAGAAACCAAUUGGGUUGGAAACUUUAGUGAUCUGAUUAGACAUCGACAUGGUUUAAAAGAUUGGCAUGAAGCUCAACAAAUGAAUUGGUGGGAACAUCCAGAUUGUAUUGAUUCCAUGAAAAAGAUCGUUACGUUUCUUUUGAAUAGGGGAUACGCGAUUGAAAUGGGUGUAACUGAGACUUCUGAUCUCUUCAGAGGCAUCAAGAGUCUGGCACCCAGAACAUUAAUUAUGGAUGGAUCAUUUGCAAGGACUGAUGCCAUUCAAUAUAGUUAUGAGAAAAAGGUCUUAGAGAGUGAUUUGGUAGAUAUCAUCAGUUGGCAUUAUUAUGGCUACGGCGAAAAACGUAGAGUACGAGAUGAUGUCGAAGCAGCACGUAACCACAAAAAAGCGUUUAUUUGUGGAGAAUAUGGAUUCUUUGCACAUGGACAUGAGUUUGAAAACUUUCUGAAGCAUUGCUCUGACCAUGGUGUCGCCGGUACCUUAGCAUGGUCUUUAAGACCGCACUCUGCCAAAGGAGGCUUCAAAACACACGGCGAAGGUAAUGGGAUUUGGUCCUACCAUGCUCCAGGUUGGAAGCCUUAUCAAAAUGGCCAGGACGAUCCAGAAUGGGAUCAUCGAGAAAAAGAUGUCAUUGGAGCCAUCAGGAAGGCUGCCUUCAAACUGACUGGUGAUAAGCCACCUAAAAUUGAAUUGGAUGCACCUUACGUCUUUCUGGUUGAUGAAGGACAAAGCUUUAGUUGGAGAGGAACUGCUUGGGCUGAUCAUUAUGAAGUUUGGUGCAAUACAAGUGGUGGGGCAGAAGAUGGAUGGACGUUGUGCCAAGGUGGUGUGACUGAUAAUGUUAAGGAAGGUAGAUUAAAGUAUCCUUCUCAAGUUAUCUAUGACCAGAUUGGAAUGCAAGGAGCUCAGAUCUCUCUAAGGAUGAGAGGGAUGACUAGCGAAAAACAACCUGGACCAUUCUCAAAUGUGAUCAAUAUAUAGACAAUAGUUUGCUUUGGUUUUGAAUUUCAAUUUACUUGUUUAAUCUAUUUAACACUCAAUAUUAACCUUUGAUACCUUUGAGAAUGAGAUUGUAUCUGAUGAUGAUGAUCUUGAGGACAUUUUUGUACAUUUCAAAUCAGGGUCAAGAUAGCUUUGAUUUUUCCAAGUUUUUGAAAAAAAAUCUUCAUCAAACCGUUGAGAAAGGAUUGGCAUGGAUAUUUCUUAUUGAUAAAUAUCAUAUAUCAAGGUUUUGAUUUGAUGACC
Melampsora larici-populina 98AG31 is the source of this 1853-nucleotide messenger RNA. Its product is annotated as family 5 glycoside hydrolase. Lineage: Eukaryota; Fungi; Basidiomycota; Pucciniomycetes; Pucciniales; Melampsoraceae. The transcript is spliced from 14 exons. The record is from RefSeq and is a predicted model, not a curated record. The coding region runs from base 63 to 1589 and encodes 508 amino acids. Gene Ontology annotation, molecular function: hydrolase activity, hydrolyzing O-glycosyl compounds.